UUUCUUAUAUAGUAAAUGAAUUUUGAGUGUGUUUCUAAAAUGCAUUCUAUGUGAGGUUUUUUUAUAAUUUUAACUCUUAUUUUAAGUAUAUUAGUGAAGCUCCCUUUUUUAAAAGCAAAGUUUAUAGAGCAAAAACACAUCAUACUCCUCCCAUGUCCAUCAUGCAAUCUACUUGUUUUGAUAGGUGACAGUUGGAGUUCAAUAAGGUAUCCAAGUCCAAGGCCAUCAAGAUCCACAGCUCAAUCUCUUGUCUUUCCUUUUGCUUAUAGGCAAAUGAACCUUGAAAAGGUCGCCCCUUGAAAUUAUUUUAGAAUAUAUUGCACAAAUAACAAGUCUUUGAACAAACCGAAGAAAUUUCAGGAACAAGAAUUGAUGUCUCAACUUCAACCUAUAUAUACUUCCCAUGGACCAUCCUCACUGACCAAAGCUUCUUAAUACUCUCCACACAAAUUAGCCCAUCUUUCCAAGAUAUAAUUUCUUACUAUAUAUCUUCAACUCUCUGAAUUACUAUGGGUGUCAUCACGUGUACAGAUGAGUACACUUCCCCAAUCCCUCCAGACAGGUUGUUCAAGGCCUUGGUCCUUGAUGCUCACAACCUUGUCCCAAACCUCAUGCCUCAAGCUGUUAAGAGCAUUGACACCCUCCAAGGUGAUGGAAGGGCAGGAAGCAUCAAGCAAUUCAACUUCGCUGAAGGUAGCGAACUAAAAUCUGUGAAAAACCGUGUUGAUCAGGUGGAUGAAGAGAACUUUGUAUAUGGCUACACCUUGAUUGAAGGAGAUGCAUUAAUAAUGGAGAAACUUGAAUACGUUUCUUAUGAGGUUAAGUUUGAGGCUGCAGAAGAUGGUGGUAGUAAGAACAAGAUGGUGAGCAAGUACCACACCAAGGGUGACUUUGUGCUGCAAGAGGAAGAUAUAAAAACUGGCAGGGAAAAGGCAUUGGGGAUGUACAAAGUCGUAGAAGCCUACCUCCUCCAAAACCCUGAUGCCUAUGCUUAAAGCCUUAAACUUUAAGCACAAAGAGAAGAGACCCAAAAGAAAAUUUCUCUUGGGCUUUGCUUUCAUUAGUUUAUGGGGCUUCAUAAUAAGGACUUCUUUGCUUGAUAUGCUUGUGACUCUGGUUGAUCUGGAGUCCUUCUGUAAUGCGGGACUUAUUUAAGAUUUCUAGACGAGAUCCUAUCUCUUAACUGUUAGAUCAAACUAUCCAAUUUGAUCUAAUUGCUAACGAAUUUGAUCCAAUAAUUAAGAAAUAUAACCUCAUCUAAGGACCUUAUAAGGCCCUCACUAUAGAAUUGAUAGGUUGAUUUGAAGUCUCAAUUCGUUGGAGAUUGGCAACACAUAAAUAAAUAAGCUUCCUACAUAAUAUUGAUUGAAAUAUCAUACUUUUUCUUCUUCGCCCCGGCAAAUGUCCUUUAUUUAUUUAAUACAAAAAAAUA
Prunus persica (peach) is the source of this 1432-nucleotide messenger RNA. Its product is annotated as major allergen Pru ar 1. Gene Ontology annotation, molecular function: abscisic acid binding; protein phosphatase inhibitor activity; signaling receptor activity. Gene Ontology annotation, biological process: abscisic acid-activated signaling pathway; defense response. The record is from RefSeq and is a predicted model, not a curated record. Gene Ontology annotation, cellular component: nucleus; cytoplasm. The coding region runs from base 510 to 995 and encodes 161 amino acids. NCBI's taxonomy places the organism in Eukaryota, Viridiplantae, Streptophyta, Magnoliopsida, Rosales, Rosaceae. The transcript has 2 exons.